AUGCAGCCACGCCACAGACGCUACUCCCCAGAGCUUGAAAUGCAGCAGCACAUGCCGCCGGAGCUGCUGCUGUGUCCUGAAAAGGUGCGGCGGAAAGCAAAGCGGCAGCUCUUGCGGCAGCUGUGCGCAGCCCAAGCAGAGGCUGCAUUGCCGAACGGUGCAGCGCAGCGGCAGAAUGACUUUCGGCAGGGGCUCCCCGCCAAAACGGAGGCUGCCGUGCAGCACGCCGCAGCACAGAAGGAGGAGCAUUACCGUCAGCUGCUAGCUGCACAAGCAGAGGCCGCCCUGCAGAACGGUGCAGUGAAGAGGCAGCAGCUGCAGCGGCAGAGAGCUGCUGCAUCCGCUGCCCUCCAGCGAGGUGCAGCACUGCAGCACGGGAGGAUGCAGCUGGACCUGCUUCCAGACCCCAUAAAGGCUGUGGAGAUGCAGCAGCUGGCCUCGCUCCUUCAGAGAACUGAUGAGCAGGAAAGGACGAUCGCUGCAGCCAUGGAGGUUCUGCAGCAUGCUCACAGCAACACUGGCCACCUUGGCCAGGGCACACCGGCUGGCGCGGUGUUACUGCCUGAAGAUCAGCCACCAGAGCUCACUGUCCUUGUCAGCAACAUCAACGGCUCUGCAACGCGCCGGCAGGUGAGGGAGGCCUUUGAAUUCUGGGGCCCAGUUGCCAAUGUUGAGGGCCCCUUCCCUGCUGUGGAGAUCCGCACUGUGCAAGGGCAGAGAACUUACAUCAACACCAUCUGGGCCUUUGUCAAAUUUGGGAAGCCAGCAAACUUCAACCAUGUCUGCCAUGCGUUUAACACGUACCCCUCUGACUGGAUGGUGUCGGAUGGCAGCGGGGGCUCUGGCUCGGAGCCUUCCCAAGAGGAGCUGGUUGCCUGGCACCCCCCUCCCUUGGCUGCUGACAGGGCCAGGCUGCCAGUCGAGGAACAGCUAGAAAUUGCUGCCAGGCACCUGAUGAAUGACUACACAUCACAGCUGGUCAGACAACAGCUGAGCAGACACAGCAGGGAUCCACUGCAUGCCUCCCGCAUCAUAUUGGUCAGCGACCUCAGUCCAGUCUGCACAAAACAGCAGGCAUCUCGAGGCUGCAACAACAGUUUGCCACCAAUAGCAUUCCAGACUCUGGUGCAGCACUUCCGAUUUAUACUGAAGCAGCCUACAGAGGAGGCUCCCUGCCCCAACAUCUGCAUCAACAACCUCAACCACACCGCCACCAGGAGCCAGAUUGAACAGGUCUUCAGCUGCUUUGGGCAUGUUCGCAAAACUAAAGGGCCUGGACUUCUGAGCGUCAACUACGUGCACCUGCAAGACUUGGCCUUUGUGGAGUUUGAGGACAUCCAGGCUGCAGCAUUUGCCUUCCAUGCCUUCCGAGAUUCCCAAUUCGCAGCUGUGGCCCACACGCUGCCAGAAAUUCAGAGCCUGGCGAUUGGGAGCAGCCUGCAAGUAGAGUUUGCAACGUGCAUGGAGGCCUCUGAAAACCAAUCCUCUGACAACCCCAACAGCGCGGAUGCUGAGGCUCUUAUUCCCUCACCAGCUGAAGAUGAAGCCAUACAGACGCAGCAGGCAGUCAGCAGGCAGAAAUGCAAACACCCAUGGGCGCCUCAGGCCAUGCAGCAGAGCCAGAAGCUCACCUCCUCUAUUUUGGCUUUGGAUCCCAGCAUGUGGUCCUCACGCUCACUAUGGAUUGGCAACAUCGGCUGGAAUGUCACAAGAGCCCAGGUGCUGGAAGUGUUUGGCAAGUUUGGAGAGAUCUGCAGCAUCACUGGGCCUCGUCGCAGCUUCCUUCCUUGUAGAAUGAUUUCUCGCCAGUGGGCCAUUGUGGACUUUGCACAGCCCCUGUCUGCAGCCACAGCCUGCUGGGCCUUCCAGGAUGCGACUGUCUCAGCUGCUGCUCACAGGUGGGCGGAUGUCCGCUGGGCUGCGGCUGGCCCCUGGCCCUACUGGUGCCUGAAGGUGAAUCUCAGGCAGCCUCGUGCGCACAGGCCAGCUCGCACACCAGUCAGCAGAACAGCCCAGUCCUCUCACAGCAGCAAAUCCCAACCAGCGCAAGACACAGCCUACAGCCCUUCAAAGAGCAACAAUGUGGCCACAGCAGACUUGCACUGCCAGUCACCACAGCUCAGCCGAGAUAGACUCAAACACGAGGGGACGCCCACUGAGGCAGGCAGUGCCGAGCGCAGUGGGCAGUCAUCUUCAGGCAGAACACCUCAGAACACUGCACGUGCCUCUGCUGCAGUCAAGUCAGGGGGCAACGACGCAGGCAGCUCAGGGGGCAAAAAAGCAGAGGUGCACCCGCCCACAGCAAACAGCUCAAGCAAGGAUGGGGCAGGCCAGAAUGCUCACAGGGCUGUCCCCAUCAUUGCAAAGCGUUUCCAGCGCUCUGCCGUCGCAGGGCCCUUCCGGCCCUCUGCCGUCCACUUCAUGCCGGACAGCCAGCCCGUCUGCAUCUAUGACUGGAAGCACCAGCCUCACCGCCGCCGCUACCGGCCUCCCAGGCAGGCACGAUGGCGCCGCAGGCAGCAGUCACACCAGCAGCUCAUCAUGCAGCAGCAGCACGCGCCCUACUGGCAGCGUGAGCAGACCACAAUGUACAGAACCGGCCGCGCAUGCGAGCGCAGCAGGAGACCUACGGGCACCCAGAGCAGUUCCCUCUGCCAGCCUGAGCAGCCCACCUUUUCCCAGAACCAGCCGCACAUGCAACCAGAGCAGGAGGAAUUUUGGCAGCCAAGGCAGUUCCCUCAGCAGGCUGAGCAGGGAUUCCUGCCCCAGAACCAGCCGCACAUGCAGCCGCAGCAGGAGGCCUACUGGCGGCCAGAGCAAUUUCUGCUGCAGCCUGAGCUGAUUGCCUUGCUACAGAAACAGCAGUGCAUGCAGCCGCAGCAGGAGACCUACUGGCAGCCAGAGCAAUUUCCUCAGCAUUCUGAGCAGACCACCUUGCCCCAGAACCGCCAGUGCAUGCAGCCACAGAAGGUGCACCGGCAACAGCAGAGGAAGGAGUACCGCCCCAAAGGAGUCCAGCACAGCAGGGGAGGAUGGUGGUGA
Messenger RNA from Coccomyxa subellipsoidea C-169, 3042 nucleotides. RefSeq lists its product as hypothetical. The record is from RefSeq and is a predicted model, not a curated record. The transcript has 10 exons. Gene Ontology annotation, molecular function: RNA binding. Gene Ontology annotation, cellular component: ribonucleoprotein complex. The coding region runs from base 1 to 3042 and encodes 1013 amino acids. NCBI's taxonomy places the organism in Eukaryota, Viridiplantae, Chlorophyta, Trebouxiophyceae, Coccomyxaceae.